CAGCAAUUGCAAGUAUGGCAUUACACAUUGCGGUACUAUAGCAGUCAUUAGGCUCGAUCAAUAGUCAGUGACAAUUACUGAGUUAUGGAGACUUACCAAGAUGGCAUUCUGUGUCCACCAUUGACAGACACUGGCAUGGUGGGUCUGCAUAGAAUGAGAUAGAAAUAGUGUUCUUCUAUGCCUCAUUAGCUAUUCAGAGCAAAGGAGAAGGGGUACAUUCGCCUACACCUUUUUUAGUGAAUGCCUACACAUUUACUUAAAUGGGCUGACUGUGUGCGCUGCAACAGUUAAGACAGCAACAAUAUAAGCACACAAUGUGCCACCAGUCAGAGAUAUAAGCAGAGUCCCCUACAUGUAAAUACGUACAAUGCGAAAAGAAUAAAAAGACAAUACGUACAAUACAGACAAUGAGUGGGUUUGUGACUAUUACUCGGGUUCAAUGAUAAGAAGUCCAACAUUUCCUUGUGCGACUAUCUCAAUAGCCUAAGGAGACAAUUGGCUUCGUUGAGGGGAAGAUCUAGACCAGUUUGAUUUCCCAUGGUAUCAAAGAGAAGGGGACUACACCUUAUACUAGGUGCGUGUGAAGCAUGCAACCUCAAGUAUCAACAACCGACCUCUUCCCACAAUCAAAUGUGACCAUUCAAGGUAAAAUACUUACGCAGUGGGGCAUAUCAGUUUAACAUAUGGCUGCUUCGUCUGCUCCCAUAUUGAGCACCAGCCAUCUCUGUGUACAUGUACAUGUGCGGGAAAAGGUCACAGUUCAUUACCACCACCACCACCACAUGUAUCUAGAUCUACAUGUGGCGCAUAUGCAUACAACAUUCGUUAGCUUACCCUGUAUCUCCCAGUCCAUGUAGGAAUAUCACCUGGAAAUGUGUGAAGGGAUAAUGUGAGUUACUGACUACUGGCUAGCUAUUGCUUACAGUCGCUGUGUGCUUUGCACUGGCGUUGAUGACCACUGCAUUCUAGCUCCACUGUUCCUUUUCCAGCCAUUUUCCCCCCAGACAAAAGUGGGAGGGGUUAGGGUGGGGAUGCCUUUUUGCAGAGUCCCUUUUGUAGCCGAGGAUAAAAGCCAGGGCAUGGAAGCUCCUCCACUCCAUCACAAUUCCUUUCCAGUGAUCUACCUUAGCAUUGCAGUGAAAGGCUUGUACUAGCACUGUUACAAUAUGUAAGGGUAGAUCUAAUGAUCACACUAGACAUUGCUAGAUAUAGAUAUAUAUCAGUGCUGAGUGUUUUGUGGUAAAUAUAUAUAUAUAUAUAUAGUAUGCUUCUAAAAACUAAUUGAUGUGAUUUUCUGUCCUCGUUAGGUCCAAUGGUGCGACCAUCAAUCCACCCUGCAGGAGACACAGUCAAGAGAUUGAAGAUAAGGACUAGAGCGUUUGCUAGCCGAUUCUUUGAGCUCAGCCAUUGUCAUGACAAAACUUCGGAUGAACUAUUCUGAGUGGAUUCAUAAUCUAGAACCUAGGGGGCCGAGCGGACCUCCACUGCCACCUACAGAUGCUGAGAGUUCAAACAUUUCCUCAUCGAAAUACUUUGCAUAUCAUCAUAUUUCUGCUGCUGAUCGUGAGAUGACUUCAGUCCUGUGUCUAGAGAGUGGCCAACCACCCAGUUUGGUUCCAUUUAUCCCUUCCACAGUGUCCGCCUUUAAAGAAUGCACACAACUCAUUAAACGGGAUUUUAGAUCCAACCAAGAAGGAGUAGAAAAAGCCAAUCUGACAAGCCAUGCAUUUGGCAUGAUCAUUCUUUGUUACACUGAUGACGAACCAAAGGCCUCAUCAUUGAAUGUUAUUUCUGAGGAAGCCAUGAAAAGCGGAGUAAAGACAGAAGGCUAUACUCAAUCGUGCAUCAACAUAGAGAUAGAUGAUCGAAAACCUCAAGAUGAAAACAACACUGCUCUUUACUUUAAAACAGACCAAUUCUACUACUAUAUCCAUGUACGAGAUUCAAAUCGACCAACUCUUGAACCUAGAUAUGUAAACGUAAAGGACCACACAUCUGACGAAGUUUAUAACCAUCUCCAAUUCAGGUCAGUAUAUACCCUGACAAACUUAAUCUCAGAAAAGAAGAUGGAACUUUAGUAGAGACAUCCAAAAAUGCUGCUACAAGGAUUCGUAAUGGAGUAACAGAUGCAAUGAAUAGCUAUGUUCAAGAUAAUAGCCAUGGUAACCAGGCAACUGGAAGUUCACAACCUAAAGUUUUGAACGACUGUGAAGAGAAAGAAGUCACUAAUGGAGGUUUUCACUGUUGCCAGUUUCUAUUAAAGAUUCUUGUUUUUCCAUGUAAAUAUCUAGAUAAAAAUAUUAUUGUUGAAAGUAUAAUACAUGACUUUAAUUUAAUUGUGAGUGGGUAGUAGACUAGGCUGGGUGGAUCUCGGGAAUCAAGCGCAUGCGCUAACAUCAGAUUUGUGGCUACAAAAAGAGCUACAAUGCUGCUAGCACUGUUAUUGGACUGCAGUACGUACAACCUCUCUGCUUUCAUCUCUAGUAAGCUAAGCAACAAUGGAGUCCCAUGGCAUCUUUAUCAAACCAACUAGCAAUGAAUUCUUUGCCGUUAGUAAAUUGUUAAUGAAAUUUGCUGAGAGUACUCAGUUUGGCGAUGAGGAUAGUUCAAAUGGACUGAUCAUACCUCAGGCUAUCAGCCCUGAACGUACUCAGCGUGUCCAGAAGAAUGGUCCAGGAGGGAAAGGAAAGACCAAUGCUCCACCUGUAAUGUCUCUACGGUCUGUUAAUGGAGAACUUUACGUUGUUGACAAUGGACAAAUGGUUGAAAAGGGAUAUUUUGAAUAUCAUCACAUCUCUUCGGCUGAAAUGAUCUCAAUCCUGAAACUUGGCAAUGAUCCAACCCACGAGUCUCCAACUCUGGUGCCUUUAGUGGAUAGUUAUCACCCUGAUGGUACCAAGCUCAGUAAACAUAAUUACCCCAAACAAGAGACGCCCACUUCAGAAACAGUGAACUUGCUGGGUGUUGAGUAUGGUAAUACACUGGCUCUGGAAUACAGUGAUGACCCCAAGGACACUCACGCCAAGCUAGUCAUUCUAUCACAGCAUGAGUUGAAACAGAUCAUGGAAGAUAUGGAGAAAGGAAAGAAGAUGAGUUUCAAGAUAAAUCCGGUAAUCAAGAUUCGCACACUGGUGGAAAUGGCCAAUCCGUCAGCCUCCAGUGAUACUCCAAACAACAUUGCUCUCUACUUUGAGACCUCUCGGUUCUACUACUACAUCCACGUGGAUUCCACUGUGAAUCCACCCAUACUAGACCUGAAGCCGACAGAGAAGACAAAAGCAUUCGAUCCUCACAAAGAUUUUGUGAGACAUUUACAAUUUGUAGAGCGAGCAAUAGUGAAAAAAGAGGAUGGGAAGCUUGCAACUCUUGCAGAAGACCAAAAAGACGGGCCAGAGAUAGAUGAUCUGCCUGAUAUCAACAGUCUCAAUUUAGUCAGCCGCUCUGAGAGUGACCCUGUUGCAAGCAUACCAACAGUUCUGCAAUUUCUGUCUGAGCCAAGCAACCACAACGACCGAAAUUUGAAGGAAAAAGAAAAAGAAAUCAUCACGAAUGACUCGACAAUCAAGAGUAAUGGAAAUGAUCUCAUAGAAGAGUCAGAGUCGUCAGUUGAAACUGGACCUGUCACAGUGGAUGUGUGAAAGUGUCAAGUAACAACUCCCUAAAACUGAAACUAUAAUUAUCAUGACUCAUAAUAGAUCAUUUUUGUAGCAUAAAUUAUCUAAAGGUACGUGUAUAAUUGCACCCGUAUUCAUUCUUAUUAGCUAUACAGGAGUAUAUUAAUCUUAUUCAUGGCUAACAGUAA
This is a messenger RNA of Halichondria panicea, 3802 nucleotides long. RefSeq lists its product as uncharacterized. The transcript is spliced from 12 exons. The coding region runs from base 2499 to 3638 and encodes 379 amino acids. NCBI's taxonomy places the organism in Eukaryota, Metazoa, Porifera, Demospongiae, Suberitida, Halichondriidae. The record is from RefSeq and is a predicted model, not a curated record.